Molecule: messenger RNA, 2717 nt
Organism: Selaginella moellendorffii
Lineage: Eukaryota; Viridiplantae; Streptophyta; Lycopodiopsida; Selaginellales; Selaginellaceae
Exons: 4
Coding region: 143-1753 (536 amino acids)
Biological process (GO): lipid metabolic process
Source: RefSeq, a predicted model, not a curated record
UCUCUGGGGACAGCAUUCUCGGAUUCCAGGGCUCUUUCUCGUCCAUUCGCUGCUGGCGCUGGAAGAAUGCGGCAGUCUAGGCGGUGAGCGAUAGAUUUCGGGAUAGAUUUGAUCGAGAGGGGAUUCAGGUCGGUGGCAGGCGAUGUCUUCCUUGGGGAAGAUCAUCAAGGACGACAAGCACCCGCUAUGGCUGAUCGAUGCUAUCAUUCUCUCUGCCGCGGUCUAUAGCAAGGACCCUGAGGAGGAGCUUCGUGCAAUGAACGAGGCGUAUGGCCUCCCUCCCUCCGCGCAGUACGAGUUCGUGCCCGAGGAGGAGCUGCGGGAAGCCGGGUUUGAGAAUUGCCGGCAGACGCUCGUCGUGGUGAGGAGCUUGACCGGGAAGCACGUCAUUGCAGCGUUCCGGGGUACGUUCGAUGUGAGCGACGCGCUCACGGAUCUCAAGUUUAUCCAUCGCACGCUCAGCCUCGGCCCCGGCGCCGCGCAUGCUGGGUUUUUGGACAGGGCCAAGACUAUUCCACUGGACUACUUCCGGAGGUUGCUUAUUCGAGGCGAGAACUUGGUGCUGGCCGGGCAUUCCUUGGGUGGCGCUGUCGCCUCGCUGCUGGGAUUGCGUCUGCUGGAGGCCACCGGACGAUGGUGUCACCAACAGCUCCAGUGUUAUACGUUCGGGUGUCCGUUCUUCGCCGACUACAGCCUCGCGAGGCACAUCAACGUGAACUACAAGCGCCACUUUGUGCACAUUGUUUCUCGUGACGACAUCGUGCCCAAGGUGAUGCCAGUGGCUUACAUGAUCUACUCAAUGUGGGCAGGCUUGCAAGCUGGUCCUCUCCAGGAAGUCAUGCAUCUCGGCAACCUGGCGUUUAUGGCAGGCCAACUUGUAAUGCGGCGUAAGAACUACAAAGUGAGGAUCUUCACAGUCUGUGCGCAAGCCAUAGCGUGGUUCCCUGGCCUGUUGCGGAUCGUACUUCACCGAGCUCUGGCGCUUGCACUGUCGCACCAGUCAGGAUAUGGAUACUACUUUGCCGGGAAGAUGGUACUUCUGGAUCCCGACAAAAGCGCCGUGGAGUAUGUCGAUCAGGAUUGCUGGACGGUCAGGCACCACCUCAACUUCCACUUGGGCGCGAUCAACGUCGACGUUGUGAAGGGCCACAGCCUUUUGAGCUACAUCGACAACGUCUUUGCGAUCCAGUCCACCGAGAUCGCUGCGGCCUCUGCCACGCUGCAAAAGCCAAACGGUUCCAAGGUGGAGGUGUGCACAGCGUCGCUCAACAUGCAGUUGUACAGUAAAAGCUCCUCCAGCUCCAGCUCGGUGCCCGUGAAGAGGAAGUCGCUGUGCAUGAUGGACACACUCGAGGAGGUGAGCGAUGAGUCGUCGUCGUCGUCGUCGGAGCAGGAGCCGCAGGAGCGGCAUUAUCGCCAUUACGUGAAGACUCGCGUAGGGACCUCUCAAACGGGGCCGGGGGAAGGCAUUCCCAGGCUGCUGCAACGGACCAAGACGGGGCAGAAGAAACAGAAGCACGCCAAGAGGGCCUUCAGGAGCAAGGUGGCGUGCCUCAUCUUCGCGAGACGCAUUCAAGAGGCGUCGUCCACCGCAUACAUACGGCGACAGGAGAGAAGGCGACCGUUCAUGCGGUUUCUCGUCAUCAACCUGGGGAGAGUGUCGAGAUUCGCGCACCAGUUCGAUUUCCUCUUCGUCUGCUCCUCCUUGUUCUACGUUGGCGUCCAAGUCCACAAGCUGUGGAGAGGCAAAUGAGCUUUUCCUCUCUUGGUUUCCUGACUUUGACGCAACACAAUUUUCUCGCUUAGACUAAGGUCACAAUCCAUUUGAUUAGUUUCGAAGUUGGCCGCAGAGCAAAACAGAAAAAAUGCCAGUUUGGAGGGGUGCUGGCUGAGUAAAGAUGAGAGCCCUGACUCUCACACACUAUAAAUGUGACGAGAGAGGGGGGGAGGAGGAGGAGGAGGAGGCUGGCUCAAUCAAAAUCAAGCACACCACAAGCACUGGCCGCGGCUGCGCACACAAGGACAAAGGCCCGCCGCAGACGAAAAAAGCGUCGAAACGACGACCCCAUUUUCGGCUCCACGGCGGCCCAGCAGGGAAAUGGAGGCCCGCGCCUCUGCUGCAACUCUGUGCUUCUUCCUGGCGAGAUCUCGACAAAAACAAAUAUCAAGACGUGCUUGCUCUUCGCGCCAGGUUCUCUCAUUCCAAGCACACACUAGCUUACGCAUCUCUUUCUUUCCUUUCCCAGUCACAGUACGUGGGCCAGUUUAGUUUGCUUGCUCUUUAACGAUUGUAUGGCCUUACUCUUUUGUAUCCAUUCUCUCCAGUGAUCUCGCUCGAGCCAUAGGCUCGUCAAGAGUAAACACGAGGACAAAGAAAAGGAUUAAGAGCGAAUGGAUACACUACUUAAAUGCCGCAAUAAAAAAAACAAACUGGAGAAACCAGAUUAAAGCCAAAAAGAGAGAAGAUUCGUGGAGUACAACGCACUGCUCUUUUGCUUUCCAAGCAUAUGCAUAUAACCUCCAUGGAGAAAUGAUACCGCAAGUUUGUUUCCCUUUCCUACCACUGCUGCCGCUUGAUUCACUGCGAAGUUAAAAAGGAGAAAAAGAAUAUAUAAUCUUCCAUGCCUUCUUCUUCUUCGAUCGUUAAGUUCGUAAGUUUCGUUGUGUGUGUGUCUGUGUGUUUGUGUCCAGCCAAGCUAUUGUCUUCUCUAAAAAAA